AUGAUAGCUGAAUUAUGCUUUAAGUUUUUCGAUGAGUUCUUUAUCGAAGGCACCAGCGAAACUUGGUACUCAGUCAAGGAUGUCUAUACUGAGCUGGUGCGUGUCGAUGAUGCAGUCGAAGUUGUUAGGUGGAAGCGGAUUUGGAAGCUCCAAGUGCAGCAGCGGGUCAAAAGUUUUGUUUGCCUGCUUGCACAUGGGAGAAUGUGGACAAAUUUUCAGCGGAGUAUCCGUGGGCUAGGAAGUGCGGCGUGUGAUAUUUGUGGGGGUGUGGCGGAAACUGAUAUUCAUCUUAUUCGGGACUGCACCAAAGCGAUGGAAGUUUGGUGCCAGCAUGUCCCUCCCCUUCUGCAGCAGGUUUUUUUUAGUUUGAAUCUGGAGGAUUGGGUUGAUGCGAAUCUUUCGGUGGAUAGCAAGUGGAUAUAA
Molecule: messenger RNA, 423 nt
Organism: Vicia faba (fava bean)
Lineage: Eukaryota; Viridiplantae; Streptophyta; Magnoliopsida; Fabales; Fabaceae
Source: the annotation of a GenBank genome assembly